CAGGAAGACAAUCGCGCCAUUUAUGAAUUAAUGGUGAACAUUCUCACGUGAACUAUGAGCACAACAGAUGAGCUGUUUGAAUACCUGGAUCUGUGUCGUUUUUCAUUUUGAAUGGAACCUACUGCAUCUGUGAAUAGUUCAAAAAGCACGUCCAGUUUGCCAACACUAUCUUGUGCGAUUCCGGAAAGCUCUUCAUCUUCAGAGACUUCAUCCGACAGUGAAUCUGAAAUAAUAAUUGAAACACCUGUCAUCCAAAAGCCUAAAGGCCCAGUUUUUUCAGUCCCACCUAAUUACGUUUUAAAAUCAGUAGUAGACUUGACACCAAACAUCAAAGUCUCAGCACUUGGGAAGAUAUCUCAUGUUUUCGACAAUUGUGUUAUCGUUCGCUCCCUUAGCUCAUCAGUUGCUCUAGAUGAGCGCUCUGUACUAUUCUUGGAAGAUGGCAGACAUUUAGGAGAGGUUUACGAAAUAUUUGGUCCAGUACGUACUCCAUUUUAUCUUGUGAUUCUUUCCAAAUCAUUUUCUGUACCUGAUCCAAAGUUGAGUGAACAAAUCACGUGCUCCGAUUGUUUCACACUUACAAAAUCAGCUGGGUCUUCUGAAGAUGUUAUAAAGGAAGACGAAGAAGUAGAAUCUACUCAGACACAAGUCGAGAUAAUGAGUGUUACUCAUACAACUGAUUUAGAUGUACUUCAUAGUGAAAUUGACAAAGAUGUAAAUGAGAGUGAAGGUUGUCAGACUACUUCAUCUUCAGUCAACGAUGUAGCUGGUCAUUAUGAAGAAAAGAAAAAGGCUAAUCAAUCUUUGAAAGAAGUAUUCGUGUUCUAUGCACCUGAUAUGCCUGAACUUACUAUCCCCGUUUUUUAUAACCAACUAAUUGCCAAUAAUAAUAAAGGAUCAGAUGCAUCUUGGGUAGGCGAUAUGGAACCUCCUCCAGAAGCUCUAGAUUUUUCUGAUGAUGAACAAGAGAAACUACAUAAACGGAAGUUCAAAAAAAAACGUAAAGUGCCAACGCCAGGCCCAAAAAAUCCAGUUCAAAAACCUUCAAACCAAUCAAAUAAACCGGAUAGUCUACGUGGUAAAUCCUUAUUCGGACCUAUGAAACGUCAAGCAUCAUCCCUGGGUCCUCAACGCGUGUAUCAAUCGCAUGAAUUUCCAUCCCAUCACCAGCAAAGUCAACAGCACCAUAACUUCAGACCAUAUAUGCAGCCACAGUCAUCAAGCCAGUGGAAUAUAUAUCAUAAUAUGCAACCUCAGUGGCAGAUUCCAAUGUAUGGCACAAGUGCCUGGCCAUCCGUUCCAAUGUACCCGUCUACAGUACAAAAUCCGUACCCUUACAUACCUCCUCAGCAAUACCCAUAUCCGUAUAAUAUGCCUGUAGAAACACACCAGAAUAACCCGUGGUCCCCUCACGCGCCUUCAUAAUGACGUAACUUAUUAUCUAGAUUCAUGUAUAUACAAAAAUAUAUUUAUCACGACCAA
Molecule: messenger RNA, 1482 nt
Organism: Heterobilharzia americana
Lineage: Eukaryota; Metazoa; Platyhelminthes; Trematoda; Strigeidida; Schistosomatidae
Source: the annotation of a GenBank genome assembly